UAAUGAGUGACAUGGGCAUGGCCAUGGGAUAUUUUGCCUCGUUCGUUAUCCACUCCCAAAACACAGCAAGCUCCUCCCUCAAACAAUGACCCUCCGUCUUCUCUCAGCUCCACCGUCCAUCCCUCUCUUCACCUGCCAUGCUUCCUCCACCACCGCCGCCGCCGCCCGUCCCCUCCCUUCGCCUCCGCCUACGCUUCCUCAACUCUCGUCGUCACCCCCUACUUCUUCCACUCCUCAGUCCCCGCUAACUUGCGCACUUCACUGCCCACACUUCCAGUCGUGCUCCGGGUGCACGCACGAGUUCAAUCUCCACCGUCCGGAUAUACUGGAAGAUGCUUCCGAUUUCUUUCGGAAACAUGGAGUCUCCGAUUUCACUUUCGAUACCUGCAAACUGUGGGGUUGGAGGUGCCGUGCGAAAUUGGCUGUGCGUGGCUCUUCAUCGGACCCUCUCAUUGGUCUCUAUGAAGAGGGUACUCACAACGUAGUUGACAUUCCACAGUGCAAAGCUCAUCAUCCUAAUAUUAAUGCUGCUGUUGAGCUGCUUAGACAGGGUAUUGCUGAAUUGGAUAUUGAACCAUAUGUUGAAGAUGAGGGUACGGGCGAGUUGCGAUAUGUUCAGAUGGCUGUAACAACACACAACACGUCUCUUCCAGCAGCAGAAAGAUAUAUGAAUGGAAAGGUUCAGGUUACUUUAGUUUGGAAUUCAAGAAAUGAAAAUUCACCUAGUUCAGAUAAAUUGAAUGAAUUGGCAAAUUUUCUAUGGAAAAACGGUGGGCCCAAGAGCAAGCUUCAUUUACUCCAUUCUGUGUGGGUCAACUUUCAGACUUCGACAAACAAUAUAAUUUUUGGGAAUAGAUGGAGACAUCUUCUUGGAGAGAGAGAUUUUUGGGAACAUGUUGGUGGAAUUGAUGUGUCCUUGGCUCCUUCUAGUUUUGGCCAGGCAAACACUAGGGCUUUUGAUGUCUUGCUUCGGAAGUUACAGAAAUAUGUUCCACAUGGGGCAUCUGUUGCAGAUUUGUAUGCUGGAGCUGGGGUAAUUGGGUUGUCAUUAGCUGCCACUAGAAAGUGCAGGUCCGUUAAAUGCAUCGAGAUUAACAAAGAGUCAAAGGCAUCUUUUGAGAAGACUAUUGGUCGGUUGCCUGCCACAGUUGACAGCAGUAUCACUUGGCAUCAUGCCGAUGCUUCCAGAGAACCUUUUUUAUGGCUUGUGGGUUCAGAUGUUGUUGUUGUUGAUCCUCCCAGAAAAGGACUAGAUGUAUCACUAAAAGAUGCAUUGCAGAAUAUAUCAUCAAUGGAGCGAAAAGUCUUUUCAUCAUUUGAGAGCUCAAACUCAGUCAAGGAAGAGAAACGACCGUGGGUUUUACGUGCUAAAGAAGAUUCAGUCCAGGUUGGAAGAAAACCGCCUCCUGAGAACAUUCCUCAAUCAGUGCCCCAAACCCUGAUUUACAUAAGUUGUGGAUGGGAAAGCUUUAAGGAGGACUGUAAGUCAUUGUUGUCCAGUAAGGCUUGGCAUUUGGAUAAAGCUCAUGGGUUUAAUUUCUUUCCUGGUACCCAAAGGUAUUUAUGUCAUUUCUAUAACUUAGUAUUUGUUUAAUUAUGUGUGUUUUAGUAUUUAUUCUUGUCACUAUAUUUUUUAUCAACAGAGGGAAAAACAUAUUUGUGCAGUUAAUAAAUCUUCAUCUUCCAUUUUCUCAAUUUGAAUU
This is a messenger RNA of Arachis duranensis, 1703 nucleotides long. RefSeq lists its product as uncharacterized. Gene Ontology annotation, biological process: RNA processing. The coding region runs from base 86 to 1594 and encodes 502 amino acids. NCBI's taxonomy places the organism in Eukaryota, Viridiplantae, Streptophyta, Magnoliopsida, Fabales, Fabaceae. Gene Ontology annotation, molecular function: RNA methyltransferase activity. The transcript has 14 exons. The record is from RefSeq and is a predicted model, not a curated record.